AUGCCGAGCAUAGAGUCCUUUUAUGGUAGGAUGGAGAAUGAGUCAGAUUGCCUCGUUCUGAUAGACCUGGCCAGAAGAGGCCUUAUGCCAAGGGUCCAACGUAGGCUCACGCCCAGAGAAAGAAAGCAGAUCCGCCACGGAAGCAUAUUUGUAUACUGCGAGGAAGAAAGUACAAUCAGAAGAUGGACAGACAACAUGGCCUGGUCUCCAUCGAGAGUCCAAGGCGUCUUUCUCAUGUACAAGCAACUUCUGGCAGGCAGUCCUCUGAUAAAGAAGACAUAUUCUGCAGUAUGUGGAGACAGAAACUUUCAUGUCGUGGGAUAUCUUCAGGCGGAUUUCUCGGGCGACGAACUUCCGCCUGUGUCCAUCCUUUAUAGAGGUGUUGGCUUCCCGACAGACAUCAGAAUAAAGAAGAGACUUAGCUUUCAGCAAGGAAGAUGCUACAAAAGUAAAGUCGAGAAUAUCGAGCUUGCGGAGCCUACUGAGGGCUUCCAGUUUGAUGCUUAUUGGUAUUAA
Messenger RNA from Encephalitozoon hellem ATCC 50504, 516 nucleotides. RefSeq lists its product as uncharacterized. Gene Ontology annotation, molecular function: DNA binding. Bases 1 to 516 code for a protein of 171 amino acids. The transcript has a single exon. The record is from RefSeq and is a predicted model, not a curated record. NCBI's taxonomy places the organism in Eukaryota, Fungi, Microsporidia, Unikaryonidae.